Molecule: messenger RNA, 819 nt
Organism: Trichobilharzia szidati
Lineage: Eukaryota; Metazoa; Platyhelminthes; Trematoda; Strigeidida; Schistosomatidae
Source: the annotation of a GenBank genome assembly
AUGAGUGAUCCUAGCCCCAAGGUUAUUCAGAUUCGCUCAACCGCCAAAACAAUCCAGCUAGUACCAUUUUGGCCAGAUAAUGCUGAAACGUGGUUUCAGAUUGCUGAGUCUGAUUUUUGUGAACAUGGCAUAACUGAUCAACGUUCACAGUUCCUUGCAGUUAUUCACGCCCUACCGCGGGAAUUCAGCAGGUGCGUAACUCUGCAGAUGUCGGUAAGUAACUCGUACGAGUUGCUAAAAGCAUCCAUCCUCAAGAAAAACGUUCUCACAGAUCGACAACGUCUGGAUGAGUUAUUUCGUAACAUCGAGUUAGGAGAUCAGUCAGCCGUGAGCAUGCUGGCAAGAAUGAAAGAGAUCAUUGGCCAAAGUCAGUUCGAUGAAGGACUGUUUAGGGAACUAUUUUUAUCCAAACUGCCACAGUCAGUUCAGACUGUACUUGUGACACUUCAGGGUGUUCUCAUAGAUGAUUUAGCUGUCUCUGCAGAUAGAAUUCUAGAGAUAACGAAACGGCCAGUCACCGAAGUAUACUCUGUUACCGAACAGACUUCGAAGAAGGAUUCUGCAAUGAUAGAGUUAAUCAACUCCGUCCAGCAGAUGCUUAGGUCAAACAAGCCUGGCAAUUCCUCUUAUCGUCGUUCUAAAUCCCCUCAACGGCAAAACGCACGUGGACGAUCUAAGUCCAACACACGUUCUGUCAAAAAUCCUGACUGGUGUUGGUAUCACAACACCUAUGGCAAGGAAGCGAAAUGUUGUCGAAAACCUUGUGAUUUCGGCAAAGCCUCCAAGUCUGUGGAAAACUAUCCCGCCGGCACGCGUUAG